Glarea lozoyensis ATCC 20868 is the source of this 639-nucleotide messenger RNA. Its product is annotated as Dimeric alpha+beta barrel. NCBI's taxonomy places the organism in Eukaryota, Fungi, Ascomycota, Leotiomycetes, Helotiales, Helotiaceae. The record is from RefSeq and is a predicted model, not a curated record. The transcript is spliced from 3 exons. Bases 1 to 639 code for a protein of 212 amino acids.
AUGACAUCCUCAUCACCAAUCUCAGAACUCACCACUCUCCACCUAAAACCCGGCAUUGACAUCCACAAAGCCGACUCCCAAGCCUGGUCUGAGAUCCUCAAAACAAUCUCCUCACAACCCGGAUUCCUAAGCUUAACAUGGGGUUCCAAGAUCGAAGACCCAACCAUCAUAAUCCUCUGCAUCAACUGGAAAUCAUACAAAGACCAUGAAACCUUCACCACAGCGUCAUUCUACACAUCCUUCCUCGAAACCGUCUCCGCCCUCUUCACAACCGUCGAAAUCCACCACUUCACGCCCCCGCAAUCCCUUCUCUCAAAAGUCCCCGUCGUAGAAACCGUGACCGUCUUCCUCGCCACCCCAGAAUUCUAUGGCUCAAACCUCACCAAGUUCGCAAACGCGGUACGUUCAUCUUCAACGACCGGGUUAAAAGGAGUGGAGAUUGGAGAGGUGGUGGAAGAGUUGGCGAAAGAGGAGGGAGGGGAAGCGGGGAGGGCUUGUAAGUUGUUCAUUGGGUGGGAGAGUGUGGAGGAUCAUAUGGCGUUUAGGGAGACGGCGGUUUUUAAGGAGAAUAUUGGGUUGUUGAGGGAGGGAAAUGGGGGGAUUGAGAUGUUUCAUGUUGCUUUCAAGGACAGUUUGUGA